AUGGGAUUGCCCCGAGGAACAGAUGGUCCACAUGGGGCAUUGCUGCCCUCGGUGCCCUCCUCUGGGGCUGCUGGAGUAGCUGCUAAACCACCUCCUCUACUUGAGGUUUGGGAUCCGAAUGAUAUUGAGGCUCCCCUUGUCUCAGGGUCGUGCCAAUUGGAGUACCCUUCGGUCCCUAUGGCGAUUCCUACGAAAAUACUUAAUAAAGCCUGA
Messenger RNA from Linum trigynum, 213 nucleotides. The record is from the annotation of a GenBank genome assembly. Lineage: Eukaryota; Viridiplantae; Streptophyta; Magnoliopsida; Malpighiales; Linaceae.